Molecule: messenger RNA, 1998 nt
Organism: Pocillopora verrucosa
Lineage: Eukaryota; Metazoa; Cnidaria; Anthozoa; Scleractinia; Pocilloporidae
Biological process (GO): calcium ion import across plasma membrane
Cellular component (GO): plasma membrane
Molecular function (GO): calcium channel activity
Source: RefSeq, a predicted model, not a curated record
AUGGCUUUAAUUAUGAAAAGAGAAGAACAAGAGCGUAAUGGUGAACCUCAAAUUGAAGUUUAUCCGAGGAAAGAUUCGUUUUCAGUCGAGUAUGACAGAAAUUUCUGGAAAAAGGUUCAUCAAAAGCAGAAUGAAGGUUUUUCAUGGACAAGAGCAAUGGAUGAUGUUUGUGUCGAAUGUAUGAUCCAGAAAUACAAGGACAGUGGACAAAUGGCUCGUGAAGAUCCUGCACUGCUGAUGUUAAAACAAUGGCCAGCUGCUAAACAGUACAAAAAUAAUCCUGAAGAUCUCUCAGGCCUUGAACAGAUGGUGAAUCGUUAUUUGGAGGUUCUUUUAGACAGUGAAGUGAAUUCAGAUAACAGAUAUGAGACUUUCAGAGAUAAAACAGACAGGAGAAAGAAGACAUUGCUGCACUAUGCUGCAGAACUUGGAUUUUUACAUGUCACAAAAACACUUGUAAAAAGAUAUCCUUUGCUGCUAAGUAUGAAGACAGUGGAACCUGUUAAGACAAAGAGGGGCCUGGUACCACUUGAUUUGGCAUUAUUGGCAGAGAAUGACAAUGUGGCAGCAUAUUUGGUUCAAAUGAUGCACCUUGAAAGUGUUCAAAGUUUAUUUUCUUGGAGACCAGAAGAUUCUGCAAAUCCUCAACCGUCUUUCUUUAGUUUCAAGUCCAUAGUUGAGAACCCAAAUAUGAAGAAAACAGUAGUGGCUGUGCUUGACCAGAUGGUGAAUCCUCACUGGCCUUACCUUCCUAAACUUAAAGAAACCUAUCAAACUGAUGAAGAGAUGGAAGGAAUUGAAGGGGCUUGGCGUACAAUAACAGAUGAUCCUCUAGAGUAUCAUUUUUGUUAUCAUAUUUUGGAUGGAGAUGAAGGAGGACGACCCCCAUUGCUUUUGCAGUCAAAUGGAGAAGUCCAGACCAUUAAUGAACAUUUUAACCCAAGAGACAAGUCUUGUCUACAUGUUAUUGCAAAGAGCAAAAAUAUGGAGGCAUUACAACAUCCUGUGGUCAGAAUGCUGGUUAAGACCAAAUGGAAAAGCUAUGGACGCUUUUUUCUGAGCCUUCAAGCAGCUUUGUAUGUCAUCUUCUUGCUGUUCCUGUCAUAUUCUUUGCUUCAUGCCUCUACAAAACUGGACCCUACCCAGUACAGGGAUGCAGGAGACUCAUUCCGUGGAUUUUGUGAGAUCGUCUCCCUUGUUGUGGUUACCUUUUACUUCGGUGAAGAAAUCAAUCAAAUGUGUAUAGAGAGGCAGUCAUACUUCAUGGAGUGGAUGACCCUGUUUGAUUGGUUAGGCCUAUUGCUGGUCCUUUGUAUCAUACCCCUGCGGUACGCUGGUAGCAAAGCUCAGUGGACGAUAGCAUCUCUAGCUAUAUUGUUCAAUUUCCUAAGGAUAUUUAAGUUUUCGUCAGUGACAAGGACCACAGGCUUGUAUACGAAAACUUUGGCUAAGAUCAUCCAGCAAGAUCUGACACGAUUUAUGGCAGUUUUCGCCGUGGUCUUCCUUCCUUUCUGUGGAGCUUUGUUUUUAUCUCUCCGUUGCUCUGGACAAAAUCAUCAAUUUAGUGGCAUAGGAGACGUGUUCCUCAGCGGUCUUCGAGCGUUGUCUGAUCAACGACCCAUUGCGGAAGAUUAUUCAAACUUCAACUGGCUCUCCAUUCUGUUAAUGCUGGCGUACAUGGGAACUGUACUUGUGAUUUUACUCAACAUACUCAUAGCGCAGAUGAGCACGACCUACAUUCAGGCCAAGAAAGUCGCCCGUGUGGAGUAUGAUGUGGAUCGUAUUUUACAGCUCACUCGCAUGGAGAGAUUUCCUUUUCUGAAUUUGCGCGUAAAGUACUACAAGGAAGGAGAAUGGAUCAGUGAAAAGAAACUUGCGGAAGAGCUUCUAGAAUUUAGUGAAGAUCGGAAUCCUUGGGAAUCAGUGGAAGAAAAACUUAAUGCGAUAAGAGAUAUGAUGCGAACGAUGGUAAAACAGAUGAGGCCUGGAAGAAAAUGA